AUGAACAAUCAGAGGAACAAAGAUGGCUGCGAGAAUACUUCCGGUAUAGAAUGCCGGGAUGACGUCAUGAUGUGCGGGGCACGUCCGUCGAUGUUAGAUGACGAAAGCGGAAGUAAAGGCAGAUGGAGAGCGCGGGAAAGAGCGCGAACGUUACACAGUAUAAAGGGACAACUCGGAGAUGAACUUGUAACACCACUUGAAAAAGGCUUUCUUGCCGAAACGCGUCGUG
Messenger RNA from Pelobates cultripes (western spadefoot toad), 229 nucleotides. Lineage: Eukaryota; Metazoa; Chordata; Amphibia; Anura; Pelobatidae. The record is from the annotation of a GenBank genome assembly.